UCCCAAAUUUUAUCAGAAAAAUGGGUAAAUGAUCAGAAAAUCCUGAUCCCAUUUACACCUGUGAAGCUGUCUACUGUACCUCGUACGUGUAGGCUUGGCCUUACUCGGUCGCUGGGUCAGCGGGUUGGACCGAGUUGGACACAAUCCCAGUCCCUCGGCUCGCCCCUCGACGGGCGCCCCCACGCCCCCACGUGCAGCACGGUGGCGGUGCAGCCAGACGGAAAUUCUCGGCCAAGUUCAAAAGAAGGGGUGGGGUGGGAAGCGCUCUUCCAGUCGACUGGCCUUGACAGGGUAGCUCAUGUGUGGUGCCCCAGUGCCGAGAGCCCUGCCGGACUCCCAGCGGAGCGCGCAGCGUUGGCGCAAGGCAGGCCAGCGCCUGCGUGUCGAGAGGCAGGCAGACUCGCCACUCACCAGUGUACCAGUGUCGCAGUGUUGCCUACCCUGGCGCCAGCAGGCGGGGCAGGCGAGCCCUCUCUCCUCAUGAAACGGACCCUGCUGCUGCUGCUGCUACUGAUGGCGCUGCAGUCCCUCAUCGUCACCACCGCGGACACCGCCACCACCAACCACCAACCUCCAGGAGAGACCCUUCCCUCAAUGUGCGGGCAGAGGCGGAGCAACGCGCCCACAGGAGCAGAAGGCCAGAGGAGCAGGCGAGUGCGCUGUGCCCCCCGAGAAGAGCUGCCACCAGAGUUGAAGCACCAGUACACCUCGGACCAAGUCGUUGGAAUUGUUCAAGACAUAAAGCACAGGCUGGGCCAUCUUCAAGUUCCCAGUCUGGAGAAGCAGAGAAAGAGCAAAGGACGUCGUCGCCCUCCAAAGCAGCCUAAAGGAAGAAAAUGAGUGGGUACUAGUUUGGUUUAAAAUGUUGUUUGA
Molecule: messenger RNA, 873 nt
Organism: Thrips palmi
Lineage: Eukaryota; Metazoa; Arthropoda; Insecta; Thysanoptera; Thripidae
Exons: 4
Coding region: 481-840 (119 amino acids)
Source: RefSeq, a predicted model, not a curated record